AUGAAACUCCGGCCGCGGCGCCCGACCCUGCGGGCGCGCAUUGGCUGGCUCACAAGCGGCAGCAUGCCAUCCUGGCGUCGAACCCUGCAUCCGACCGCGGUGGUGGUGUUCGAAGGCGGUCGACCUGGCCACUGUGGCUUGAAGGAGGCCCUCAGCGGACCGGACGCCGAGAGUGUCGAUGAGCGGGGCCCGGACGGCGAGGCGAAGCCCGGGCCCCGGCGGUGGCUGUUGCCGGCGCUGCUGUCCGGGCGCCGGUCGGGCGCCGGCAACCGCAAGCCCGAGGCCGCCCGAACCGCGCGGCUGGUGUGCCAGCUGGACCGGCUGGUGGUGCGCGGCCGGCUGGUCAGCCCGGCACUCAUUCGGCGCAUGCUCACCGGCCCGGCGGGCGCCAAAGCCGAGGUCCGCGCCCACCCCGCCGGCUUGGCGGAGGAGGCUGGCAAUGCUCUCCCCGGUCCGGGGGACAUCGACGACUGCAUGGCCGAAGCCCGGCCGUGUGUCGCUCCUUCGCCCUGGAUUGCCUUGAUUCCGGAGAGCGAGACGGCCGACGUGUGCCGAUCGCUGGCCACCAUGCGGGCCUCCUUGGCCUUGGUGGGCGGAGGGGCGCCCAUGUCUCCGGAGCCCGGCCUCUCCGACUGGGGGGCCGGGUGGGACUUGAAGGCCGUCUUCAUUGCUCAGCGGGCCGGCGGUCCGGGAAGCUGGCGUGCCGAGGGCGCCGCCACUACGGGGCCCUUUCCCACGGGCUCGGCCCCGCACCCCGGCUCACCGAGGGAGAUUUCCUGCCCGGGGAUUAGUCCAACAAUGCCGUUUAUCGAAAUGAACGCCGACGAACUGGCAGCCUUGGACUCGGAGGUCCGCUUCCGAGCUUUGUCCGGAAGUUUUCUCUCGGUGGCCACUCGGAUAUCCAACCCCGGGAGACCGCCACCAACGCGAUCGCCAAGCAGCACCCUGGCAAAGGCCCCCCUGGAGCUGAGUACCACGCUCGAGGGGGCAGCGGCUACCAUGCGCAUCAUGAUCCCCCUGAUGCUUGUCCUCUUCCUGGUGGUCAUGCUGAAGGCCCUCCGCGCCGAUGACACGCUCUACUAUGAGGCCCGUGCCCAUCGGCAGACCGGGGGACCGCUCGGCCCGGAGGGGCCCCCCCGGGGCCCCGGGCCUCAAGCUCGCCCCCGGCACCGGGGCCUGCCGCUCUUCAGUCGGGCGGUGUGCUGGCUGACCCGCGGCCUGCUCGGGGGCAAUGGCCCAGCGCGGUCGAGCUACCGCUCGCACUUUGGCCUGUCCAUGAGGCAGAUCGCAUCCAUCCCCUUGAAGCCGCACUUUCCCCGCGAGGAGGAUGGGGAGCCUCUCCCGGGGAGUGGCCUGCCUCCGGGCCUUGGGGCCUGGGAUGACACCUCCGCCAACCCCUCGGAUGAGGGGUGGGCCUUGGGGCCGCUCGUGGCGUCGGGCAACAUGACUGAUGUCCCGCGCGCCGGCCCUGCCGUGCAUGGAGCCCCGGAACUUGGGCAAUUCUACAUCGUGGAUCCUCUGGGCCCGGCAGUUGGGCACUUGGUUUUCGCCCACAUGGGGGUCCCGCAAACCGCUGGCGACUACCGGCCACCGGAGCACCAUGGGUCAAAUGCCCCCCGCCACCGGCGCCCGGCGUCCGCACACCCCCCCCCGGCGGACCUGCGGCCAAGCGACACAUCGGCCCUCGAGCAUGGUCACCCGCCGGCGGCCGACGACCCGCCCGAGCGCCGGUGCAUUUGGCUGCGCGAGCUCCCCUGCCAGCACUCCUUCCAUCGGAGCUGCUCGGAUGCCUGGCUCAGGACCUAUGGUCGGGCGUGCCCCCUGUGCCGGGUCCCGGUCCUCGGCCGGCGUGGGAUCCUGUCGCUGAAGGCGCCAGUCGCCUUGGGCUAG
This is a messenger RNA of Fonticula alba, 1890 nucleotides long. RefSeq lists its product as hypothetical. The coding region runs from base 1 to 1890 and encodes 629 amino acids. The record is from RefSeq and is a predicted model, not a curated record. Lineage: Eukaryota; Rotosphaerida; Fonticulaceae. The transcript is spliced from 7 exons.